AUGGCGUGCUUCCUGGAAGAGACCGACAUACCCAGGAGCACAGACUCCCUCCACACUCUCGGGCAAGUCUCAUCGGAAAGGAGUGAUGAGCAGGUUGGAAAACACGACUCGCUGGAGAAAGUGGCUCCCAGCUUCCCCAUAGCGGUGGAGACAUUCCGUCUGAUGGGAGAGCUCACCGGGCUCUACAUGGAGCUAAAGGAGAACAUGAAGACCCUAGACGAGGCGAAAGCUGGCCAAUCGGACCUGGAGAAGAUCCAGUACCUGCUCUCGCUGAUGGUCCAAAAGACUAUGCCACCAGACCUGCAGGAGCAGCUGAAGACCAUAAAGGCCUUGACCAAAGAAGUUCGGCAGGAGAAAGCAAAAGUGGACAGGAUGCAGAGGAUCCUGGAGGGCGAAGUGAGUCUAGAGCUGGGAAAGGAGAUGCAAGCUGGCCAGCUGGGCAUGCAGCUGAGUCUCCUCAGAGUCUCUGUGGCCGACAUCGAGAAGGAGCUGGCUGAGCUGAGGGAGAGCCAAGAACGGGGCAAGGUCAGCAUGGAGCACUCGGUCUCCGAAGCCUCCCUUUACCUGCAGGACCAGUUAGACAAGCUCAGGACGAUCAUCGAGAACAUGCUGGCCUCCUCAUCCACGCUGCUGUCCAUGAGCAUGACCCCGCAGAAGGCCCCGGUGGCCUUGUCACCUGGCCAGAUCGACCCUGAAGCCACUUGUCCAGCCUGCAGUCUGGACUUAAGCCACCAGGUCAGCACGCUGGUGCAGCGUUACGAGCAGCUGCAGAACAUGGUCAACAGCCUGGUGGCCUCCCGGCCCUCCAAGAAAGCCAAGCUCCAGAGCCAGGACGAGGAGCUGCUGGGCCACGUCCAGAGCUCCAUCCUGCAGGUGCAGGGCGACUGCGAGAAGCUCAACAUCAUCGCCGGCAACCUCAUCGAGGACCAUCGGCAGAAGCAGAAGGACAUCGAUGUGCUGUACCAGGGCAUCGAGAAGCUGGAGAAGGAGAAGGCCAACAGGGAGCGCCUGGAGAUGGAGAUCGACGUGAAGGCCGACAAGAGUGCCCUGGCCUCCAAAGUGAGCCGCAUCCAGUUUGAUGCCACCACGGAACAGCUGAACCACAUGAUGCAGGAGCUGGUGGCCAAGAUGAGCGGGCAGGAGCAGGACUGGCAGAAGAUGCUGGACAGACUCCUGACAGAGAUGGACAGCAAGCUGGACCGCCUGGAGCUGGAUCCCGUGAAGCAGCUGCUGGAGGAUCGGUGGAAAUCCUUGCGACAGCAGCUCAAAGAGCGCUCCCCCCUCUACCAGGCGGACGAGGCAGCCUGCAUGCGGAGGCAGCUCUUGGCACAUUUCCACUGCCUGUCCUGUGACCGUCCCUUGGAGACACCUGUGACUGGACAAAUCAUCCCCGCGACUCCCGUGGGACAGAGCCUGCCGGGCCACCGCUCCUCCCGCCCCUACACCAUCUUCGAGCUGGAGCAGGUCCGGCAGCAGAGCCGCAACCUGAAGCUGGGCAGCUCCCCCUUCCAGCGGGCGGACCUGGCAUCCAUGGAGCGGAGCGUGGGGCGCCUGCGCACCAUGCACUCCAAGAUGCUGAUGGACAUCGAGAAGGUGCAGAUCCACUUUGGGGGCUCAGUUAAGGCCAGCAGCCAGAUGAUCCACGAGCUGCUGCAGGCCCAGUGCCUUGGCUCCCCCUGCUGCAAACGAAGGACGGAUAUGUCCGACUACACCUACUCCACGGUGUCCCGGCAUUGCGGGGGCAGCCACACCCUCACCUACCCCUACCGCCGCAACCGCCUGCAGCACCUGCCGCAGGGCCUGUACCCCGAGGACAUCCAGCUGUCCUCGAAGCAUCACGAGGUGGAUAUCUUGGGCUUGGAUGGACAUAUCUACAAGGGACGGAUGGAUACAAGGCUGCCAGGCAUCCCAAGCAAAGACAGUGAGUGUCCCGGUGGCCCAGCCGCCCCUUGGGCUCCUUGCUUGGGUCCCACAGGGUCCAUCCAGCUCCUGGUAGGCCAGGCAUUUCUUGGCCUGGACCCUGGCUGCCUUCCUCUCUACCUCCCCGACUGCAAUGUUCAGGUCUCCAAAAGCCCUGGCCACCGCUCAGGAAAUAUCAAGCACAAGGUCAAGCAGUCCCGGUCCCUCACACACCGGCAGCCGUCCCUCUGCGACAGCAGCCAGCUGCCCUCGCGGCCUCAGAGCGCUCAGUUACUGGCUGGCAACACCUCAGAAGAGCUCUCCUUGCCCCCAGGUCUGGAAGUUCCUAGAAUCCUGCUGUCCCCUGAGGAACUAAGUCCUGCCUGGAAAUUAGACGGCUAA
Miniopterus natalensis is the source of this 2301-nucleotide messenger RNA. NCBI's taxonomy places the organism in Eukaryota, Metazoa, Chordata, Mammalia, Chiroptera, Miniopteridae. The record is from RefSeq and is a predicted model, not a curated record.